Molecule: messenger RNA, 2293 nt
Organism: Catharus ustulatus (Swainson's thrush)
Lineage: Eukaryota; Metazoa; Chordata; Aves; Passeriformes; Turdidae
Product: inositol 1,4,5-trisphosphate receptor-interacting protein-like 1
Exons: 1
Coding region: 105-2135 (676 amino acids)
Cellular component (GO): membrane
Source: RefSeq, a predicted model, not a curated record
CCCUCCUUCCUGCCUUCACAUAGAUCCCUGGGACUCCUGUCCCCACUUACCCUAUCACUACCUCCCUCCCAUCUUCACCCAACCCCUACCCAACUGCUGAGGCCAUGCUUCGCACUACCUUCCUUCUCUUGCUUGUGCAAGGCCUCCUCCAGUACCCGCAGCAGGCCGGGGAUGGGCUGGAUGAGGCCGCACGGGAGCGCAUGCAGCAGCGCGCUGAUUUUCUGAACCAGGAGAUGGCUCAGCUGAUGCAGGAACUGGAGCAGGACAGCCUGGAGCACAGUGGUGUGGCCUGGGGAGCCCUGCUCGUCUGGCAGUUCUGGGCUGUCACUGGACUCCUUGUCCUUCUCUUGGCGCUGUGGUUUGGACUCCACAAAAUCAGAUGGGAUCCAGACAACAGUGGCCUCAAGGAGAGCUCCAGCAGCAACUUGGAGGAGGAGGAAGAGGAAGGACAUAACGUGUUUGCAAAGAGAGAAGCAGGAAAUGACAGUGAAAAUGUAGAAGAGGACAAUAAGGACGGAAAUGAAGAAGGCAGCAAUGCAGAUGCUGAAGAGGACAACAAGGACGGGAAUGGAGAAGGCACUAAUGCAGAUGUUGAAGAGGCCAAUAAGGACGGGAAUGGAGAAGGCACCAAUGCAGAUGUUGAAGAGGACAACAAGGACGGGAAUGGAGAAGGCACUAAUGCAGAUGUUGAAGAGGACAACAAGGAUGGGAAUGGAGAAGGCAGCAAUGCAGAUGUUGAAGAGGACAAUAAAGAUGGAAGUGAAGAAGGCUGCAUAAAGGAUGCAAAGGCUGAAAGCAACAUGGGAAAUGAAGUGAAAGAAGGCUCUGACGAUGCAAAGGAAGAAGUAAACAGGAAUGAGAAGGAGGAUGAAGUUAAUGCUGCUGGUAAUAAAGCACAAGAAGGUUCUGAUGAUGCCAAUGAAGAAGUAAACAACAGUGAGAAGGGGGAGAAUGCCAAUGUUGAUGGAAAUGAAGAGGGCAAAGACAUUGCAAACGAAGAAGAUGAUGGCCACAAUGUCAAAAGGAACCUUGGAAGCCUUUUAGAGGAGCGCCUGCAUCUGCCUGCUCUGGACCUGGACAAGGGUUGCUCCAUCAUAACAGACCUGAUGGACAAACUCACAGACAUCUUUGGACAAAGCUGGUCCAACAGCUUCUACCCAGUGCCACAAGAAGCCAUCGGAGUGGGCAGCGCCUUUGAAGGCUGGAGUCCCCGCGCAGAGGACCUUGUGUACCAUGUGCUUGUCCCACUGAGUCCCCCUCCAGGACAUGCCUUCCACCUGGAGCUGGACACUGCAGGGGUGCUCCAGAGGAACGGCUGUGUCCAUGUAGAGCUGCUGUGCACCUGCACCAGGGAGCAGCUGGGGGAGGACAUGCUGUGUUUCCUCCACAGCUCUGAGGAGGAGCUGAGAAGGGACCAGGACCCCAGCCUCCUGGAUACCCUCUGCACUGACAGCUAUCUGGAUGUGGAGAAAACUGUCCACUGGUUCUACCAAUUCAUGAAAGAAGCCUGGGUGCUGUUGCCUCAAUCGCGCCAUUGGCGUUUGAGAUUGCUGCCCUCCAGCCGCUCCUGUAAAUUCCAGCUGAGGAAAGACCAGGAAAGCCUCAUGGUUGAGGUCAUCUUAGGAGUGAGGCAAGGAGACUCAGAUAUCUUUGUGGGCAGCCAGCCUGCAGAAGUAGCUAUGCCAAGCAUAACAUGGCUGGAAACCUACGCUGUGGCAGAGGCAAAAUUCUUUAGACACAUUUCCAGGCAGGCUCCUCAUGACAGCUGGCACUGCAAGUGCCUGCAGCUCCUCAGCCGCAUCCUGACGGGUGGAGGUUUCUCCAGCUAUGCCCUGAAGACAGUGCUGAUGCACCUCCUGAACACCAUACCCCUGACACAGUGGGGCAGGAAGGAUUUCCGGUGGCGCAUUCUGAACAUUGUGAUGUACCUCCGCUGCUCACUGGACGCAAAACAGCUGAACCACUUUGUCCUAGGCAACGAGAGGUUUCCCAUGGACAUCAGUUUGCCCUCUGACUUGCGCGUGGCUGAAUCCCCCAACCUAUUCCAGCACCUGGCCAGCAGUCCGGAUGCCCACAAGAAGGCCAUGCAGGAGUACGGGCACCUGCUACAUCAGCUCGAACAAAUGCUGUUCUAAGCAUUUGAGAGAGAUCUUGGUGCGCAGAGCUGUGCUUCUGGGGCCUCAUUCACUACAUACAUAAAUACUUUCUAGUUAGUGAAUUUACUAGAUAUGAUAGGACCCCCCAUUUAGUGAAUUUGCUAAAUAUAUUAGGACACUAGUUAAUUUACUAUAGA